GUCACACACGCGAUGCAUACAAUGUAGAAGCCGAAGAUGAAGUAUAGGAACCAUAUCUUCGUUCUGAGCAAGGAGGUCCUUACACUGCACAGAGCGGCAAAAUGAACGCCGUGGCAGCACCUUCCAGUGAGCAACCGCCACAGCAAAAACAAGGAUGCUAUCUCUUCUUCAGGCUUCAGAGUCGACCUAGUAUUCAAGCCCUUGGGGCGCUCUGCUUCAUUUGCAACGCUCUCCUCCUGCUGCUGCUCUUUUUCAUCCUUAUCAAUCCUGAAGAGGCAACCAUGUACAUGAAGCUCAGUAUCAUCAGGACUAACGUCAAAGAAAUGACCUUGGCUCCCGUUCCUUUCGUGGUGACCACGUGUAUUAGUAUCAUGGUGGAUCUGUUCCUGGUUGUUGGUAUUGAAGACAACUGUCCCCAGGCUCUGACGACGUUCAUCAAUUGGGGAUCUCUUUGCAUGGGCUUUGAACUGGUCGCCUGGAUCGGAAUUAUUAUCGUCAAAGUGAAUAAAGUGAACAGCGGUUUCUUCAUACUGCCCACUGUGAUACUGGUGAGCCUGAUGUUCUUCAAGGUGUAUACUGUGAAGCAUUUGUCUUCGUACAGAGACAGCAUCGUGAAAAGCCCGGCGACCGGUGGUGCCUCUGUGAGCAACUAGGUGCAUGCAUCAGACAAAAGAGGAGGGUGACUGCUGCUGCAUUUGUCACCACGUGUGUGACGACGUCUAUGACGUGAUGCUUCGCUCUUGUUUUGCAUCUUGCAUUAUAUGUGUUGACACCACGAAGGGAACGCUUA
Molecule: messenger RNA, 790 nt
Organism: Ornithodoros turicata
Lineage: Eukaryota; Metazoa; Arthropoda; Arachnida; Ixodida; Argasidae
Exons: 7
Coding region: 102-653 (183 amino acids)
Source: RefSeq, a predicted model, not a curated record